AGCUCCAUUGUCCUCCCUUUUGCCUGAGACUCCCGCCACCUAGUACUAUGGUGCAACGUGGUCGGGGAACGCAGGGAACACCGCAACGAUGACACAAGCCGGGCUCAGCGACAUCUCCGCCAGAUUCGCAGCCGACCUCCCCAUCUCCCUCCUCCACGCCGAACUCGCACGACGACAGGCAGCAGGCGAACGGCCAGCUUGCGGCUCCGACAAUACCAACCGGGAAUAUAACUUCCCCUUACACGUCUUCGCCCUCCUCCUCAUUCUCGCUCUCUCCACGCUCGCCUGUUCGUUCCCUCUGAUUGUGCGCUGCUACCCCAAGCUGCCCGUUCCGCAUCAUGCGCUCUUCAUCAGUAGACACUUUGGCACUGGCGUGCUCAUCGCGACGGCAUUCGUGCAUUUACUGCCCACUGCGUAUACCAACCUGACGAACCCAUGUCUACCGCCAUUCUGGACAGACACGUAUCCGGAGAUGCCGGGUCUCAUUGCCAUGAUCAGCGUUUUGGUAGUAGUCGGCGUGGAAAUGUUCUUCGCAAUGCGCGGCGCUGGACACAGUCACCACGUUGACUUUCAGCAAUUGCGAGGCGGCCAUGGGCAUGAAGGAGAGGGAAUAUCAGAUCGUCCGGCUGGAAGAGGCAGAAGCACGAGUUUCAACAGUUUCCGGCAGGUACCAUUGGACGAUUUGGAUAGAGAGGAGCAACCGGAGAGGAGUCCAUACAUGGAUGCUCCUCCCACGCCGCACAGUCCGGCUGGGAGCUCGUUGAAUAAGCCGCUGCCGAGGACGCCCAGUCCCGGAAAAGAAGACGAUGAGGAUGAAGAUGACGAUCUGGAUCUGAACGAGCUGGAUCCACAUACGGAUGAUAUGCAGCCUCUGACGAGAAAAACAUCAGAUUCGGACGACGACGAUGACUUUCCUCUGAACGGGCACGCGAAUGGCGGCGCUCGUCCUGACACUCAUAAACGUAAAGUCUCCUGGGCAGCACAAGGUGCUGCAAACUCCGAUCACCAAGCACAUACACCAGCGGUCCUGCCCACUGCUCAAGAGCAGCGCCUCAUAGUACAAUGCCUUAUGUUGGAAGCUGGCAUUCUUUUCCAUUCCGUCUUCAUCGGCUUAGCGGUCUCUGUCUCCACGGGUUCGUCCUUCGUUGUUCUUCUGGUUGCUAUCAGCUUCCAUCAAACAUUCGAAGGCCUGGCUUUGGGCUCUCGCAUAGCAUCAAUUGGCUCUUUCUCGACUUCCUCAUACAAACCUUGGCUUAUGUGCGUCAUGUACGGGAUCACAACACCAAUCGGCCAGGCAAUUGGUCUAGGAGUUCAAGGACUUUACGAUCCUGCAUCGCAACUGGGACUACUGAUGGUGGGCAUCAUGAAUGCAAUCAGUAGUGGGUUGCUGAUAUAUGCUGGACUGGUUCAGCUACUCGCAGAAGAUUUCUUGAGUGAGACAAGUUAUACGGAGCUGAAAGGCAAGAGGCGAUUACAAGCUUGUGCCUCUGUGGUUGCGGGAUGUACACUUAUGGCUCUGGUGGGCGUGUGGGCUUAACCUCUAGCAUGUCCCGCGUACUACAGCAAAUGCAACUUAUUGACGGGUCUCACUUCCGCAUAUGCACAGGCGUUUUGGCAAGUGAAGUCUGACGUUUGGCUUUGUUUGCUACACGGGCCCGCGACUCAGCCACAAAAAGAGAUUUUCCACACUUGCGGACAGCUUCUCAUCAUCUUCAGCUUGUCAGUCACAGAAACAACAUGGCCCAAGCAGGCCCCUCAGAGGGCAACCACGGGUUCUACGAGAUCAAGGAUGCUGGACGCAAAGGACAAGGAGCGUUUGCUUUGAAAGAUAUCUGCGCCGGAACUCGUAUUCUUGUGGACGCUCCUCUUUUCGUCAUUGACAAGAACAGCCAGGACGACAUCGAGCUUGCCGACAUCCUCUCGAAGCUAUCGGCUUUGC
Molecule: messenger RNA, 1939 nt
Organism: Cercospora beticola
Lineage: Eukaryota; Fungi; Ascomycota; Dothideomycetes; Mycosphaerellales; Mycosphaerellaceae
Biological process (GO): zinc ion transmembrane transport
Cellular component (GO): plasma membrane
Molecular function (GO): zinc ion transmembrane transporter activity
Source: RefSeq, a predicted model, not a curated record